Coniosporium apollinis CBS 100218 is the source of this 1971-nucleotide messenger RNA. RefSeq lists its product as uncharacterized. The record is from RefSeq and is a predicted model, not a curated record. The transcript is spliced from 2 exons. Bases 1 to 1971 code for a protein of 656 amino acids. Lineage: Eukaryota; Fungi; Ascomycota; Dothideomycetes.
AUGUUCGCGGUCUAUCAAUACCAGCCACUGCGAGAUAAGCGCUCCAUCCGCCUGCUCAAGCUCAAGCCAUCCGGAGGGUCCGAGCUGAUAUGCGAGCUCCUUGAAGUCUCUAUCACGAACCCGCCUAAGUAUGAGGCUCUUUCGUACGCUUGGGGCAGCGGCCAGGCCACAUCAUUGAUACAAUGCGGUGGAAAGCCCUUGUCCAUCAGCGCCAAUUGCGCAGCUGCACUCCACCGUCUCCGCCAGCGGUUCAGCUCCCGCCUGCUCUGGAUUGAUCAAAUCUGUAUCAACCAGCCGGACGCUGUAGAGAAAAGCCACCAACUAGUGCUGAUGGGCGAUAUCUAUUCCAAGGCGCAAUCGGUAGUGAUAUGGCUUGGGGAGGGAACGGAAGAGAGUGACCGUGCGCUGCAAUACGUUCGCGAGCUCGAAGCGCUGACUCCGCCACCUCAGACAUAUCUGAGAGCGCGGGAGAAGGGUACUGCUUACCAGCAGGGAUAUCUGUUCGGCCGUGAGCGAGGUCUACGUGCGAAACUCGAAGCCUUCCACGAUGGCAGAGCACUGGAACUUCUGCACGUAUUCACUCGGUCCUGGUGGAAUAGGACAUGGACGUUGCAAGAGAUCGCGCUUGCGCGGCAGGCCACUAUACUCUGCGGCAAAGAGACCAUCGAUUGGGGCGCUCUCUGUCACGUCAUGGCCGUGAUGGCUGGGAUCAGAUAUCACCAAACUCAAAGCUUCUUGGAUAGCAUAGCCGUUGGCAGACUUGCCUUGUGUAAGAACUUGAAGAACCUUGUCAACGGGCUCAUCAAGACUGUUCCGGCAUGGGGCGACGAAAACCCACAGCCCAUCCUGACCUACAUACUCCGCUCGGUCCGCAUGAAAGAAGUCACAAAGCAUGAAGACAAGAUAUAUGCGCUCUAUGGCCUCAUUCAAGCCUUGAAAAUGAAUAAUUUCCCUCCUCCGGCCGUCGGAAACCCCGUUGAACAGAUAUACUCUGAAGCGACCAGGUUUGCAAUUUCCCACGACCAAUCCCUGGCAAUCUUGUACCAAGUCGAAGGCAGCUCCGGCAACUACGCAUUGCCCUCAUGGGUACCCGACUUGAGUCAUCACCGUAGUCUGCCCUCUCCGCUUUGGCAUCAGCACUUCCAUGCUGCAAAGUCCUCGAAACCAAGAUUCUCCUUCCCGACGAUGACGCAGUUGUGCGUGCAAGGAAAGCGCACAGACAUGGUCGUUGCAAUUGGGCUUUCUACCAGCUCUGUGAACCAACCAAACGACGGUGCUGGGGGCCUUGAAUAUAUUAUCCGGGCGUUCCAGCAGUGGACCCAUUUGGCGAUGGCGCUUGAACCUUACCCAAACGGUGAGAUAGCUCUACAAGCUUUCGCUAAAACAAUCGUUCAGAAUGCCGCUUGUGGUCCUAUGAGGGAGGAGCUCAAUCCGAGAGUGGCCAGUGCCAAAGACCCGGUUCCGAAUAGAGAUGCGACUGCGCGUUCGCAAGCUCUGCCAGCCCGACUACUUGAUUACUUCGCGAUCUGGCAUCCGAUCAUCAUGGCGGACGAUCAGUUCAUAGGACAGGGCAUUGAGAGCGUAGAAGCAACGCUCGACGUGGAUACCAUGCCUCCACACUUCCGCCGCAAUUACUUUGAGCAAGAAAAGUUCCGCGCAAUCUCCCAUACUCCGGCGUGGAAGAUGAUCGCAGCGGCAAAUCUGAAGGCGGAGCGGUUCCACUUCAUGGCGUACCUGAACUCGGUGAACAGAGUCUUCUUCACAACGGCUGCCGGUUACAUGGGAUUGGGACCAAAGAUGAUGCAGACGGGUGAUUUUGUGGCUUUAAUCUCCGGCAUGGCGUUACCUGUGGCGGUGAGAGUGGAGAACAGCUUCUACCGACUUCUUGGUCCGGUGUACCUACACGGUGUCAUGGACGGGGAGCUAUGGUCUGAGGACGAGGCUGACUUCGAGGACAUAUUGAUCGUCUGA